This is a messenger RNA of Nilaparvata lugens (brown planthopper), 2393 nucleotides long. RefSeq lists its product as uncharacterized. The record is from RefSeq and is a predicted model, not a curated record. The transcript has 3 exons. Bases 179 to 541 code for a protein of 120 amino acids. NCBI's taxonomy places the organism in Eukaryota, Metazoa, Arthropoda, Insecta, Hemiptera, Delphacidae.
GCAGUGGAUGUAGUCUCCAGAGGCUAGACUUCCUUCGUGUCUAUUCUAUAACUGGUCUAAGGUUGGUAUUAGUGCCUCAUUCGUAAAUUUGUAAAAUUAUUCUUCACCGUCAGGUUGUUUUCAAACAACUCUAGGCGUCGCGUCCAUAAUAUCAGAUGAUGUUUAUUGUGUCUAAAGAAUGUCUGUAAAUGUGUAUGAAGGAGACGUAGACGAAUACAAAAAGAAUCCUCUCUACAAGCACAGGGAACCAGAUGACUAUACCGACUUCUAUGUAACAACGUCCAUUUGUACAAUCCUUCUUUUCACAUUGCUCAUUUUGAACGCUUUCUUCUGCUGGUGUUCAAAGCACAAACACUAUUGGCAAGAUAGUAAUACAGGUAAUCGGUGGUUAAUUCCGGUCUGGACGAAAACACCGCACCAGCAGCCGCCACUGGACCUGACCGAACUGGAAGACGCGUACGUCGCCCCGCGGCCAGUCUACCACUCGGAAGACAUUGACGAGGAGCAGAUUGAGCUGAGGAAGCGCGAGAGUGAUCUCUAGUUAGUUGAAGUUGUGACAACUGCAAAAUGUUCCACAUCUACUGGCCACCACUCACAUUUCUUGCCCUGUUUGUUGCCGUCUGCAUCAUGGUGAUGCUCAAGUACGGGCCCCGCUGGUGCAAGCUCAGGCAUGAGGCCAAGCCAGACGAGUACGACUGGAAGGACAAAACUUACGAGCAGAGUCUUUCCUAUGCAUAAUCACAUUACCUCUUCCGCACCGUGCCUUAACCUAGAAAUCACUCAUUCAUUCUGUGUUCAUGUUCAUUGACUUGCAACAACAUACAUUCAAUACUGUAUUAUCUAUAUAUGUUAUAAAACAACAUAGAUGUGGCAUACUAGUUGUCCUAUUCCGAUGACGACAGUUGUUUACUUUUAGCUUCAAAUUUGAGUAUUUUGUAUUUGAAAUAUAUGUAGUUGGGAGUAGGGGUUGAUAGGAAUUUGGUGUUAUUUUUUAUUACAAGAUAAUCGUCCUGUAAUCUGACAAUGUAACCGUUUACAGCAUAAAUUAAGUUUUGAACCUACUUCCUACCAUGUUCCCAAACAUAGUGUUUGGCGAGGCGAGGCGGAACUACCGUCUAGUCUCUCCACCUAUCAAAUACAUAUAAUAAUUUAUAGCAACUAAGAAUUAUGGAAAUCGUAAUACUAGAAUUAUUGUUGACAUUGCAUCAGGCUGGGCCACUUUGACUCGAUGUAAUAGAUACUUCGUUAAUCCAAGCCAUCUUUGUUAGUUGAGGCGUGGUAAUACUUGUAACAACUACGAGUAUAUUUUUAUAAAUUUGAAUUUCCAGACUACAUUAAAUACAUUCAUAAAUCAUACCUAUGCGUACAUCACAGUCAUUUGGUGUACAAAUAUCACACUACUACAUUUUUUACAAUGAAUAAUAAGUUACUAAUUUCAAAACAAAAUAUUUUUACAGUAUGUGCAAAUUAUUCCUUGAAGAAACUAUUAUAAAAUAUCUUGAAUUUUAGAGGUACAUCAAAUACCUAUCAUUAUUAUUAAUAUUAUUAGUUUAUUCUUGAGCAUCUGAAUUUUCUUUUAUUCCAGUUUAUAUAAAUCUAUUAGGUACCAAUAAGUUGAUUAGUGAAAUCUAGUUGUGCAAUGAUAAUAUUCAAUCCCUAUCCACUAUUUUCAAGACAUAAGUAUUAAGCAGUCACAAUUAAUUAAGUUUAGGUAAUACUUAUUGGUAACUUCGAUAUUAUGUUACGAAAUUCGUAUAUGUUUUGUAUAAACGUAAAUGUAUUAAAUCUUAACAUGUUUUGAGCUUGAACAUUGUAAUGUAUAAGGCUACUUUUAUGUAUCACAUGACAUGUGUUGACUUUUUACAUGUUUCAACAAUAGUACAUUCAUAAUUUUAUAUUUACUUUGAAAUUUCCAUUGAUUUUAUAUUACUGUAAAGUAAGUGUUCUGUACUCCAUAUCCUAGUUAGUUGGUACAUUUUUUCAAUUUUAUAUCCUCCGAAAAUUAUUAGAAUCAUAGUUAGAUUGAAAUAAAAUUAAAUUGAGUUGACAAGUAGUUAGCGUCAUGUGUCUCAAGUAAAAGUAAGAUUAGUCCAAAGUUCCAGAUUUAAUUUUAAGUAAAUCGGGUGUUGCAGUGAUGCAUGCAUACUCCAUCACUUUAUUAACAAAUGAUUAUUUGAUUAAUUGUAGUUGAAAUACAUUAUUUUUGCAAAAUGGCAUUUCCUGGAGAAAGUAUAUUUAUUAAUCAGUUGAAUAGUGUAAUAAUGUUGAUUAUAUUUGCACAAAAUGAAUAAUGUAGAAGACUCCUCUACAAAAGUAACAAGAUUUGUAUUAACUUUGUUUCAAUGCAGUAUUGGUGAUAAUGAUUGAUAUUCCGUCCUCUUUUAAUAUUAAUA